Molecule: messenger RNA, 927 nt
Organism: Lentinula edodes (shiitake mushroom)
Lineage: Eukaryota; Fungi; Basidiomycota; Agaricomycetes; Agaricales; Omphalotaceae
Product: Zinc/iron permease
Exons: 5
Coding region: 1-927 (308 amino acids)
Biological process (GO): zinc ion transport; transmembrane transport
Cellular component (GO): membrane
Molecular function (GO): metal ion transmembrane transporter activity
Source: RefSeq, a predicted model, not a curated record
AUGUUCAGUCUCCUUGUCAUGACUACCCUGCUUGGGGCUUCUUCAUUCGGAUGUGGGAUGCUCCCACUUUCAUUUGUAUUCUCGAAAACCCACCUUUCCCAACUAACAACGCUGGGAUCGGGGCUUUUACUUGGGACAGCCUUAGGUGUCAUAAUUCCAGAAGGAAUCGAAGCUCUUGCGGAUGCUCAUCCCUCAUCUGAAAUAUCCGCUCCUCGUGUUGCUCUUUCUCUUCUGUGCGGCUUCACCUUCAUGCUCAUCGUUGAGCAAUUGUUCUCUCUGCAUUCUCAUUCUCCCUCUUCCGCCUCAAACUCAACGGCGAACGUCAAGCCAACCAAUUCUGAAGUUCAAUUUGACGCUGAGUUGGCCGAGCUCGAAGGAGAACAAGGAAUGGCACGUUCAACAGUUGACUGGGUAGCACCUGUUCAAGCAGAAUCUUCGGCUCAAAUGCAAGCAAUUCCUUUAACUCUUGGACUGGUCAUUCACAGCCUGGCGGAUGGGUUUGCUCUCGGUGUCUCCUUCUUUCCCUCGAAUGAAUCCAAAAAUUCAUCAAGUCUUUCCGCUAUCGUAUUCCUGGCAAUCAUCAUACAUAAACUGCCUACGUCCUUAGCACUCACCUCUUCCCUUCUUGCUACGUCUCUUCCUCGUCCUCAAUGUAAAAAGCAUCUGGCCGUCUUCAGCGUAUCAACACCUAUCGCCGCCCUUCUUUCUUAUGUUGCUCUUGACUUCUUUGGUGGUGCCGAACAUGCAGAUUGGCCAGGAACUGCUCUCCUGUUAUCCGGCGGAACUUUCCUGAAUGUGGCAACGCUCGUUUCUCAUCGAUCAGAUGCAAACCCUUCCGAAAUGAGCGAGAGAAUGCGUUUGACCCUCACAGUCCUUGGGAUAUUUCUCCCCUUUCUUCUGAGCUCACUGCUUGGACAUGGUCAUUAG